AUGUACUUUGGCGUACUUUCCCUGCCUACUUUAAACUCGUGUUUUAAUAAUGAUUAUCGUGUAUUUCCGUACUGUGUGACUAUAAAGGUACUUCUUUUAGAUUUCCUGAAACCGCCACACAUAGUAUACCUUUUUUUGAGAGAAGACAAACCUUUUCAAUUCGAAAAAGAUGAGGAGUCCAACGAUGAGAAUGAAGCUGACAUUGUCGGUGUCAUAGUAUGUAAAGAUACGAUGGAUUCAAGCCUAUAUUUGAAAAUGCUGGCAUGUCUCAAGUCAUUCAACUUAUGGUUCUAUUCGGUGUUGUCUUUUAAGUGUUUUACUUGGUUCAAGCAGGGAGGAUCUACAACACUGAAAUUAUUCCAAUACUUUCUUGUUACCUAUGAGAAGAAUACUGAUCCACAUGUCACCGUUGAUGUAUCAAAAAUCAUGUCUGGAUUCGAUCUUAUGACAAAAACCGUCUUCAAGUACACCAUCUGUAUCAAACGUGAUGUCAUAUACUUACCAGGGUAUCAUCAAUCCAACUGUUCCUCCGAGAAGCACAUUCCACCCCAUCUAUCUAUGACAGUUAUUCUCUGUAUGCCGGUCCAGCAAUUGAGAAGCCAGUCCCUCUCAUGGUAUUUCUUUACAGCUUACUGA
Molecule: messenger RNA, 636 nt
Organism: Phycomyces blakesleeanus NRRL 1555(-)
Lineage: Eukaryota; Fungi; Mucoromycota; Mucoromycetes; Mucorales; Phycomycetaceae
Exons: 5
Coding region: 1-636 (211 amino acids)
Source: RefSeq, a predicted model, not a curated record